This is a messenger RNA of Sitodiplosis mosellana (orange wheat blossom midge), 2348 nucleotides long. RefSeq lists its product as uncharacterized. Lineage: Eukaryota; Metazoa; Arthropoda; Insecta; Diptera; Cecidomyiidae. Gene Ontology annotation, molecular function: nucleic acid binding. The record is from RefSeq and is a predicted model, not a curated record. Bases 1451 to 2257 code for a protein of 268 amino acids. The transcript is spliced from 2 exons.
AUUGUAUAGUACAUGAUCGAAUGCAGAUCACAUAAUCGAUUGUACGCGAAUGGUCAUUCAAACGCAAUGACUUUGAGUUCAAUGUGUGAUUAAACAAAUAAAUUAUAUGAUACUAUAUACAACAUUUGUGUGACAAGUAAAGUGUUGUGAUGUAAUUCUCAUUAAAGGUCCAAUGAUAUUAUUUUCUAUUUAUGCCUGAUAGAAGGACAACGAGUUAUGUAUCUUUGAGUUCAUCAAAUUAUCGUCAAUUGAUUUUUUGUUUUUAAUUUAAAAUAUUAUUAACAGGCUAUCUAACUUUUUUCGUCAAAUCUAACAAUCUCAUAAUGGAAAUAAUGAAAAACACAUAUUUCCUAUGCUGAUUUUGACAAUAAUUAUCUACCUGACUUCAUAACUUUUAGCUAGAUUUUUUUUUAAAUAGAUAUUUCUUCUCAAUACUUUGAUGCAAUAGCAUGAAAAUUUCCACUUCCAAUCAGAUCUUUAGACACGCAAACUGAAAUCUAAUUAUACGCGUUUCUAUCAAUCACACUUUAGAAAAAAAUCUAAAUGAACAAUUUUAAAGGAAAAAAAAAUCUUGGAUCACAAUCUAGUUUAACUAGUCUAGCAGACUUGUAUGGCAUGCACACACGUUCUAUAAGGUCCACAAUGUGAAUAAUAUGCCACCUAUUUCACGUGCAUACAGAACUUUAAUUCUCAUUCUUUCCAUCACAUUGCAAUUAGAUUAUAGCACUUUUGGAACGGUCAAAUAAAAAUCCCUUUUUUUUGAAAUGGUUUCAUUCAUUAUUGACAAUAAUUUGAAUUUGCGUACUUUUCCAGUUGUGUUUUAAUGAAUAGAAUAGAAGAAAAUAAUGCUAAGUAAAAGAUAUUGAUUGUUUGUGUGAUGUAUCGGCAUCGGUAGCCUUAACACUAAAAUUUACGGGAACAUGUAUUUACACCUUCAAUUCUUUGCUCUCCAAUUAUACGGUAAAAUUUGUUUCACUUUCUGCUUCUGCCAAACCACUUUCACACGGAUUGAAAAUAUCAGACUGCACCAGCACUCAGUAUAUUUUUGAAGUACAAUACGAUGUUAAAAAAUUUUUUUUUUGCGUAAGAUAGAAUACUAGCACUCCUGUGUGUAAAUCACGCUCAUACACAUAUACGUGCAUACAGUGAACACGGAAUGUCAACAGGGUUGUUGCUGUCAUCACAUUCCGUGCGUUCGAAAAAAAUGAGUACAUGGAGAUUAUAUGUUGGUAAAAAAUCGGUUUGACAAGACGAAAUGAGGAAAAUUUUUUUUUUACCAGAAUGAUUCCAAUUUUUUAUAUGUUUCGCUUUAUUAUUACAACUGUCACUCAAUUUUUUGACAUUUAAAAUACAUGUGUUUAUUCAUAACGCAUGUAGAACAGUUUCGUUCCCCAUCGCCAGAAAAUUUACUCUUUUUUUUUGUUAAAUUUAAUCAAUACUGGGAUUAAAAAUGCCACAAAAAGACUAUAUCGGGAAGAAGAAUAAAUUACCAAAAGUCGUGAAGAGCAAACCAGCUGAUAAUCUAUUGAAAGAUGAAGUGGAAUCAGAUAACUCUGUUGAACAGUUGUCCAAAGAUACAACAACAGAAAAGUUUUCGUUGUAUGUUCGAGGUGCGGCAUGGAUAAAAGACCGAGAUAAUGCACCAAACCGUCUGAAGGAAAUCUGCUCAAAGAUCCAAGAUGUUCGGCAUCCACGACAAAAGGGUGCUGAUUAUUGUUUUAUUGACUUUGCAUCGGCAGCAGAUCGUGACACAUCCUACGAAGAGCUGAAGAAUAAUUCCGAAGUUAAUGUGAAACAUGUCACAAAAGAUCAGCCUAAUUUGUUGGAGAAACGGAAGAAAAAGGUAUCCGAAAAACGUGAAGCCAGAAAAGAGGCGCGCAGAUUGCUUGCAAAAAUUAAGAAGAAUGAAAAACUAAAUGAAAAAUCGAUGGAAAAAACAAACGAGAUAAUCAUUACAAAUUUGCCCGUACAAACCACCGCUACUGAACUGAAACAGCAUUUUACCAACGCAGUGAAAAUCAACAUGAAGUUGAGAAAAAAGGCUAAAAAGAUCAAUUCAACCAUUAUUACCUUUUGCAGUCCCUACGACGCGUUUACCGCAUCAAAACAAGAGGUAAUAUUGCAUGAACAAAAGCUGAACAUAGUGCUGAAUACGAAUGCUGCAUACAAAAAAGAAAUGAAAAAUAAACGCAAGCAGCCCAUAAAAAAGGUGAACGGAGAGCCGAAUCAAAAGUCAUCGAAGGUUGUAGCUAAUUAAAAUACAAACUCGUCAUUUUCUGAAUGAUUAUUUCAAUGUAUUUUCACAUUUCAAUUGAUACAAUAAACGUUUAGCCUGUAAUUGAUCUUAA